Exophiala spinifera is the source of this 3231-nucleotide messenger RNA. RefSeq lists its product as uncharacterized. The transcript is spliced from 3 exons. The record is from RefSeq and is a predicted model, not a curated record. The coding region runs from base 1 to 3231 and encodes 1076 amino acids. NCBI's taxonomy places the organism in Eukaryota, Fungi, Ascomycota, Eurotiomycetes, Chaetothyriales, Herpotrichiellaceae. Gene Ontology annotation, cellular component: kinesin complex. Gene Ontology annotation, molecular function: protein binding.
AUGCACCUCCUUGAAUGUGGCGGUGGUGGUGAUCUGCGUUUAACCAGAGAUUUGACUGACAAUAUCCCUGCCUAUGCGAUUCUCUCCCAUACUUGGGGAGCCGAUGAAGAUGAAGUUACAUUUGCGGACAUCCAGACAGGGUCAGGCAAGAGCAAAAAGGGUUACAAAAAAAUCCAGUUCUGUAGGGAACAGGCGAGGAAGCAUGGCCUCCAAUAUUUCUGGGUGGACACAUGUAGUAUCGAUAAGGCCAACCAUACAGAGCUCUCAGAGGCCAUCACGUCAAUGUUCCGCUGGUACCGUGAUGCUGCUAAAUGCUACGUCUACCUAUCUGAUGUGUCAAUUCACGACCAGGACAAUGACAGCCCUACCAAGCGGCCGUGGGAAUCAGCCUUUCGCAAGAGCCGAUGGUUUAGACGGGGCUGGACACUACAAGAACUCCUUGCUCCGAGAUCGGUCGAGUUCUUCUCGCGCGAAGAACAGUGCCUUGGUGAUCGGAAUCUCCUUGACCAGGUGAUUCACGAAAUUACGAAUAUUCCGCUUUCGGCGCUCCAUGGUACACCUAUGUCGGAUUUCAGUGAUCAGGAGAAGAUGCGAUGGGUGGCAGGACGUGAGACGAAAAAAAUUGAAGACCGAGCGUACUGCCUACUUGGGAUCUUUGGUGUAUUCAUGUAUCUCAACUACGGCGAGGGAGACCAUGCAUUUGAUCGUCUGGAAAAAGAGAUUCGUGGGUCUUCAAAACCAUCUCAAAAGUACAAUAUCCCGUUCAGCCUUCGAGGCGUCCCCGUUAUCGACAAGUUUGCAGACCGUCCCACUGACUUGGCUGAUCUGGGCAAGGGUCUUCAUCCACAACGAGGAUCUCGUCAGUGUCAAAAAUUAUUUGUGCUGAGUGGGAUGGGCGGGAUGGGCAAAACACAACUAGCGGCGCAAUUUGCGAGACUCAAUCACACCAAAUACAGUGCUGUGUUCUGGCUGGAUGGGAGCUCGAGUGACAAGCUGAAGCAAAGCAUCGCCUCUGCAGCCACACGCAUUCCCGUGGGACAAAUUCCCGAAGCCAUGAGAACAGCUGUAGCUGGCGAGGGUGUAGAUCUGGAGGCUGUCGUUGAACACUUUCUCAGCUGGCUCAGUCUCCCGGACAACGACUGCUGGCUGCUUGUGAUCGACAAUGUUGACCGUGAAUAUCGUGCCCAAGAUAUCCAGCCCGGCGCCUACGACGUGACACGUUAUUUUCCCCAGGCCGACCACGGCUCCAUUCUAGUGACGACUCGGCUCAGUGAACUAGAGCAAUAUGGAACGACGGGAAGAAAGCUGAAGAAUGUGGACGAUGAUCUUGCCAAGGCUAUUUUCUGCCAAUGGUGUCCGAGAAAAUUUGAUGAGGAUCAAGGUGCUCAACUAUUACGGCUGCUGAGUGGCCUUCCACUGGCCUUGACCCAAGCUGCAUCAUAUAUACACCAGACCGGAAUUACCUUUCCACAGUAUAUUAAUCUCUACAACAGCCGCUGGAAAGAUCUCAUGCAAUCACAAGAAAAAGAUGGUGCAUCACUUCCCCGAUACAAUCACAGCAUUUGGACAACAUGGAUGAUUUCCUUUGAUGCUGUCCGCAGGACGAAUGAAGCAGCUGCCAAUCUCCUCUUCUUUUGGGCUUUUUUGGACAACCGAGAAUUAUGGUACGGACUUUUUGAAGGAAUAAACAGCAGGUCACAAGUUACUUCUCUCGCCUCACCACUUCAAGAGAUCUAUGAGGACGAGGUGGCGUUCAACAGCGCGAUCCGGCUUCUGCUGAAGUACUGCCUCAUAGAACAGAUGGAAAAUCUGGCUGGUUAUGUAGUCCAUCCGGUGUUGCACCAGUGGUCUCGGCAUAUACAGACGAAGGAGCAACAGGUCAAUUACGUACGACUCGCCGUGGUUACAGUUGGCUCAGCCGUUCCGUCAGACUCGGAACGAGAUUCUUGGGUGACCCAACGACGUUUACUAGGGCAUGCUGAGUGCUGCCUCCACUGGAUCAUUGAUGAUUGGGUAGAUAUCUUGAAUAUGGAGGAUCGCGCGGGCAAGGACGUAGCAGGCUAUGAUAACAAUCUACAGGACAUCCUCGAUGCAACCCGCCAGCUGGGCGACCUCUACUUGGGCCAAGGCAAGCUGGAGGAGGCGGAGGAUAUGUACGAGCGGGCGCUGCGAGGCCAGGAGAAGGCCCUAGGGCCAGAGAAUAUAUGGACACUUAACACAGUCAACAAUCUCGCUAUACUCUAUGGACAUCAAGGCAAGCUGGAGGAGGCGGAGGAGAUGUAUGAGCGAGCGUUGCGAGGCAAGAAGAAGGCCCUAGGGCCAGAGCAUAUAUGGACACUUAACACAGUCAACAAUCUCGGUAACCUCUACUUCGAUCAAGGCAAACUGGAGGAGGCGGAGGAGAUGUAUAAGCGAGCGUUGCGAGGCAAGGAGAAGGUUCUAGGGCCAGAGCAUAUAUCAACACUCACAACAGUCAAUAAUCUCGCUGUACUCUAUGAAGAUCAAGGUAAGCUGAAGGAGGCGGAGGAGAUGUAUAAGCGAGCGUUGCGAGGCAGGGAGAAGGCGCUGGGGCUAGAGCAUAUGUCGACACUCACAACAGUCAAUAAUCUCGGUAGUCUCUACCAUAAUCAAGGCAAGUUGACUGAGGCGGAGGAGAUGUUUGAGCGGGCGCUGCGAGGCAGGGAGAAGGCGCUGGGGCCAGAGCAUAUGUCGACACUCACAACAGUCAAUAAUCUCGCGAUUCUCUACCAUCUUCAAAGCAAGCCAGCGGAGGCGAAGGAGAUGUUUGAGCGGGCGCUGCGAGGCUAUGAGAAGGCACUACAAUCAGAUAACCUUCAUUCUCUCACCAUCACUUACAAUCUGGGCUUACUCUAUCGCACGCAGGGCAACACGGAAGAGGCCAGAAAUAUGUUCCAGCGCGCACUUGUCGGCCGAAAAAGAAUUCUAGGAGAAAACCAUCCUGACACCUUAGAUUCGGCUAGUCUCUUGAUGAAACUGCCAUUGCUUGAGGAAGAAAGAGUGGAAGAAAGAGUGGAAGAACGGGCGGAAGAACGGGCGGAAGAACGGGCGGAAGAACGAGUGGAAGAACGAGUGGAAGAACGAGUGGAAGAACGAGUGGAAGAAAGAGUGGAAGAGUACCCAAGGACCAUGAGCGCCCACCACUCAACAAGGAAACGAGAUUUGUUCAAGAGCAUGCUCCGACUACAAUGGUCGAGGGAUGGUCAUUCCUGA